Messenger RNA from Schistosoma mattheei, 1914 nucleotides. The record is from the annotation of a GenBank genome assembly. Lineage: Eukaryota; Metazoa; Platyhelminthes; Trematoda; Strigeidida; Schistosomatidae.
AUGCUUCAUGUUUACGACACGAACAAUGAUGACAACAGUGGUCAUCCUAAACCUUCAAGAAAAAAUCAGCUGAAUUGUCAUGGCAUUUUUGUAACCAGUGAAGAUUUAAAUAAUUCACUCCAAACAUUGUCAUCUUCAGUUGGUUCGCAAAAAAUUUAUUUGAAACCUUUACCUAACGAAAAUGAUAUGUUAAAUUCUAGACUAUUGAAUGAUGAUAAGAAACGAUUACCAAAAGCUGAACGUUCUGCUCUACUACCAUUCUCAUGUGAUGUUGACUGUUCAACACCUUCACCUCCAUUAUCUACCAGAUCUACACACAAUAAUGACAAUUAUUUAGAGUUGUUCGCAUCUCAACCGACUAAUACUGCUGCUACUCUACAACGAAACUCUUCCUAUUCACCAAGUGACAGCAAAAAUUACACUAUCAAAUAUACUAGUAAUUCUACUCAUUCAACAAUUACUCCAAUUAAUGAACAAGAAAACGAUCGACAGUCAUCACAACAUCGAAAACCACAUCGUCAACGUCGACAACACCAUCAUGAGAAUCGUAGUUCAUUCCAUCGGCAUAGUGUAUUACGUCAAUCACUCGGUGGUAUUAAUGUAUUAACUCAUCAUACAAAUGCAUUACAUCAAGAUUCAUCUGAACCAGACAAUGAAAUAUCGCCUAAAAGUUAUGACAGUAAUGUUGAGGAUAUCAGAAAAUGUACACCUAAACGAGUCGAUAAUAAAUUCAUUGAUUAUUUAUCAUCAUCAGCAUCAUCGAUUCAUACUAAUAGCAGUAGUAAGUCUUUGAAGAAUUCUAGUCACUGUCAUCAUCGUCAGAAUGAUGAUGUUGAUGACUAUCAACUAAGAACAUUCCGUUUAUCAAACUUACCAUCAUGGGAUCAUUUAAAUUAUGCAUUAAAACCUUUUACAUCGAAUCAUCAUGGUAGCGAAACAAAAUUUAAAGGAUUUCGUUUAGUUCACAAAGCUAUACAAUCGGAAUAUUGUCUACCUCGUGUACAUAUUAGUAGUUAUAAUAAUAACAAUAGUAUUCCAUUUCAAUUGAAUGAUAUUAUUGUCAGUGUGAAUAAUCAUAAAUUAUCGACAAUGUCCGAAGCAGAAGCAUUACAAUAUGUAUAUAAUGCAUUUAAAGAUGCACAACAUUAUACCAUUGAUGUAGACAUUCUAAGAUCAUCUUUAUCAUCAAGAAAAUCUUUUAAUAAUGAAUCAUCUUCUACAUUACUCAAACAAUCAUUGAUAACUCGUCAAAAAUCCGACUCUGGUUAUUCAAAUUCUAUUGAAGUGAAUAUUGCCUCGAAUCCACAUCGACCAAGAAGACGACGAGAAGGUGAAUGUAAAAAUUAUUCAUCUUGUGAAAUCACUCCAGAACGUUCACCUUACAAAAACAACAAUAAAGAACAAAAAGAUCGUACUCUAUUGAUCCGUAAUACCAAUAGAACCAAUUUAAGUCGUUUAAGCCUUAUGGAUUAUCCGGAUUCGCCUAAUAUAUGCCUUAAAUCACGUCAAAUGUCGGCUGUUGACAGUGUGUCCCGUAAUUCCAGUGACAACAAUCAUGGUGUCGUUGACUAUGAUGAUAGAAUUAAUACAUCAACAUUUGCCUCAUCAUUGUGCAGUAGUAAUCUAGCAGACAGUGGAUUUGUGACAAUACGUCGACCAAAACAACCUCCACGUUUAACAAUAAUCAAUAGUGAUAGUGGUGAUGUUGCAAACAAUCGAUUUUCUUUAACUGGUGCUGGGCUUCUCUCUUCUCUUGAUAACAGUAAUAAUAAAGCAAGAAAUUCACCGAAACAAGUAUCACCAAAGUCGACACCAUUGAUAAUCGACAUCUUGAUAAUAAUCGUUCAAAUUCUCACACACUUACACCUCACACCACAGAAGUUACAUCACCAUUUAUUCCAAGGAGAUCGUUAA